CUAUCGGCUGAGUGCCAGAGAGGGGGACGUCGCGGAGCACAAUGCAAAAAAAUAACAUUGUUUACCAGCAUUUUCCCACGUGAAGAUGCUCAAUUUCACGGGAGUGAGUAUAGCUAUAGUUCUAUGGUGUGCAGUUACAGGGAGCGCUGCCAGGAAUGUCGGGCGGCAGGAAAACAGUCUGCUUGUGAUAUCGUACGAUGCAUUCCGGAAUGAAUACCUUCAGCGCAACAUCACGUCGUAUAUGAACAGUUUCCGGCAGCAGGGCGUCUCGGCGCCCUACAUGAAAAACGUCUUCCCCACGAAGACCUUUCCCAAUCACCACUCAAUCGCCACGGGAGUGUUCCCGGGUGUGCACGGCGUGACAGCGAAUUCCGUCUACGAUCGAGUGUCUGGAAAGUACCUGAAUUACGGCUUCCCACUGUUCCACCACAACGAGCAAGUUGUCCCGAUUUAUACACUGAAUGAACUGCGAGGGAAAUACUCAGGUUGCAUGAUGUGGCCAGGCAGUGACUUUCCCUAUUCCGGCCGCAAUUGCACUCACGUCCAAGUCUACAAUAAAUCCAUGGCGUGGAGUGAGCGCGUAGACAUUGUCAUGAACUGGCUGACUGAUAAGGAGAAGCCAGCCAGUCUCGUGAUGAUGUACAUUGAGGAACCGGACACGGAUGGACACAUUUAUGGGCCAGAUUCUGAUGUGAUCCGCGGCUUGAUCACCAAACUGGACAAUCUCACGAAAAUCAUUCAGGAGAAGUUGAAGGAAAAUAGUCUCAGCGAUCGCGUGAAUGUGAUUCACUUGAGUGAUCAUGGAAUGGAAGGUGUGACGUCGAAAAACGUAAUCGAUCUACGUAAGUUUGUCAACAAUGGAACCUGUGAUUUCUACGGCACAUCGCCUGUCCUGCAAAUUGUCCCGAAACCAGGACAGUUCGAUGAAGUCUAUCAGAGACUCAGAAGAGGCGCCGAAAGCAAUGGACAUUUCAAAGUGUACAACGAUACAGAACUCCUUGAGCGGUGGCACUUCAAGAAUCCUGCCAGAUCGGGACCAAUAACAGCUGUGGCUGAUCCUGUGUACGCCUUCCAGGACUUGUAUGACUCAGCUGCGUGGUAUGCGGCAAAUUACAACGUGACUUUCACGCCAGAUCACGUGUACGGCAUCCAUGGAUACGACAAUCAGGGGCUUCCGUCCAUGUACUCAAUGUUCAUGGCCAAAGGACCGGAUUUUCAGGAGCACAAAGUCCUCGAGCCCUUCGACUCCGUCGAUCUUUACGAUCUCUUCGUGAAGAUCCUCAACAUUAGCAAUCCUCCGGUGACAAAUGGCACUCUAGCGCACGUGGCUGAGGCUCUCAAGACGUCAUCCUUGUCGAACAGCACCAGGAAGAAUCCCAAAGUCUCAGCAGCAAUUGUGGCCCUUGGCAGUGCAAUGGUGAGCUUCAGCAUUGUGUCCUUUAUCGCUGCGUUUGUUGUUAUGAUGGUGCGCAAGCGAGGCGCACAAGAGACGGAGGAAGUGGAUCUGUCCACGAGUCACGAGGUGACUUUCCUCCUCAAGAACACGAGCAACAGCUCAUCGGGCUCCUCGACGGUCACGGACACUGAUAUAUGACACUCAGCCAGCCUCCAGAAGUGUAUCAUCCCAAAGUUAGUCAAACUAAUGAGAUUAUUUGUAAAUAUGCACUGAAAUAGACUGUAAUUUUAUAGGAAAAAAAAUA
This is a messenger RNA of Phlebotomus argentipes, 1700 nucleotides long. Its product is annotated as ectonucleotide pyrophosphatase/phosphodiesterase family member 5-like. The transcript is spliced from 4 exons. Lineage: Eukaryota; Metazoa; Arthropoda; Insecta; Diptera; Psychodidae. The coding region runs from base 86 to 1594 and encodes 502 amino acids. The record is from RefSeq and is a predicted model, not a curated record.